CUGCGCUCCGCGUUACAUUCUUUUCCCAUAGAUUCCGAACACCGCGUUCUGCGACCACUUCACUCUCCCUUUAAAAAAAAUCACUCUCCUUCUCCUUCCCUCUGCAUUUUCCCAAAUAACCAAUCACAACCACCCUCCUCCAUAUUCUUUAUAUUAUCGUCUUCGUUAUAUUGUAUACUACGUCUCUAUCCCUCUCUCCUCUCCGUGCUGCUGGGAUCUUAGCUUGGUUUAGUUUAUUGAUCAUCAAAUGAGGGGUCAUCCCAGGCAUGAACGCCGAUGGGCCUCGGACUCUGUCCCGGACAAGACGAUAGCCAGCGGUGGCACGUCGCCCGGGACCGAGUCCACCUCCGCGGAGGAGUUCGUCGAGGUUACCCUAGAUUUGCAGGACGACAACACCAUUGUUCUCCGCAGCGUCGAGCCGGCGACGGUGAUAAAUAUCCCCGAAGACGGAGGAGCCGAAGCCACUCCCGCGUCUUCCUCGAGGUCGUCGUCGAUAAGGAGGAGCACGUCCAACAGUAGAAUUCGGCAGUUUUCUCAGGAGUUGAAGGCGGAGGCGGUGGCCAAGGCGAAGCAGUUUUCGCAGGAGUUGAAAGCUGAGUUGAGAAGGUUCUCGUGGAGUCACGGGAAUGGGUCGCGGGUGCUCGCGGCUUCUUCGGCGAUUGCUUCUCAGAAUGGCGGGGGAGGCGCCGGAAGCAGUUAUUAUGACUCGGCUUUGGCGGCGAGAGCUCUGAGAAGGCAGCGGGCUCAGCUCGACCGGACUCGCUCCGGAGCGCAGAAAGCGCUCCGGGGACUGAGGUUUAUUAGUAACUGUAAAAGCAAGAGCAAAGGCUUGGAUGCAUGGAACGAGGUGGAGAGCAACUUCCACAAGCUCGCUAAAGACGGCAACCUCUACCGUGCCGACUUCGCCCAAUGCAUAGGUAUGAGAGAUUCGAAGGAGUUUGCGCUGGAACUGUUCGAUGCUCUCGGCCGGAGACGAAGACUGAAGGUGGAGAAAAUCAGCAAGGACGAGCUUUACGAGUUUUGGUCGCAAAUUUCCGAUCAGAGUUUCGAUUCAAGGCUUCAGAUCUUCUUCGACAUGGUGGACAAAAAUGAAGAUGGAAGAAUUACCGAAGAAGAAGUGAAAGAGAUCAUCAUGCUGAGUGCUUCUGCCAACAAGUUAUCAAGAUUAAAGGAACAGGCAGAGGAAUAUGCAGCUUUGAUUAUGGAAGAGUUGGAUCCUGAAAGACUUGGCUACAUUGAGCUAUGGCAACUGGAAACCCUUUUGCUCCAAAAGGACACGUACCUAAACUACAGUCAAGCACUGAGCUACACGAGCCAAGCUCUUAGCCAGAACCUCCAAGGCCUCCGAAGGCGAAGUCCAAUUCACAAAAUCAGCAGCACAUUCCUCUACUUCUUGCAAGAAAACUGGAAGAGAAUCUGGGUUUUGACACUCUGGUUUUGCAUAAUGAUCGGACUCUUUACGUGGAAGUUCUUUCAGUACAGGCAGAGAAAGUCGUUUCAUAUAAUGGGGUACUGUCUUCUCACGGCCAAGGGCGCGGCGGAGACGUUGAAGUUCAACAUGGCUCUGGUGCUGUUUCCGGUGUGUAGAAACACCAUCACUUGGCUUAGGAACACCAGGCUCGGUUUCGUUGUGCCCUUCGAUGACAAUAUCAACUUCCACAAGAGCAUUGCUGCAGCCAUUGUAAUUGGUAUCAUUCUCCAUGCUGGGAACCAUCUUGCUUGUGAUUUUCCGAGGCUUAUAAGGGUGUCUGAAUCAGUCUAUGAGGAGUAUUUUCAUGAGGACUUUGGAAAGCAUAAACCAACAUAUAUGGAUUUGGUUAAAGGGGCUGAGGGAGUGACUGGAAUUUUAAUGCUGGUAUGCAUGGCAAUUGCCUUCACACUCGCUACGAAAUGGUUCAGGCGGAGCCUCAUUAAGCUUCCAAAGCCCUUCAGUAGGCUCACUGGUUACAAUGCCUUCUGGUAUUCACAUCACUUAUUUGUCAUUGUCUAUGCCUUGCUCAUAAUCCAUGGAAUCUUCCUCUAUCUUGUGCACAAAUGGUACCUUAAGACGACUUGGAUGUAUCUUUCUGUUCCAGUUUUAGUAUAUGCUGGUGAAAGAAUCCUGAGAGUCUUCCGGUCUGGCUUUUCUACUGUCCGUCUUCUGAAGGUUGCCAUUUAUCCGGGAAAUGUUCUCACAUUGCAAAUGUCUAAGCCACCCCAGUUUAAAUACAAAAGUGGACAGUACAUGUUUGUCCAAUGCCCAGCUGUUUCACCUUUUGAGUGGCAUCCGUUUUCAAUAACAUCUGCUCCCGGUGAUGAUUACCUUAGCGUGCACAUCCGUCAGCUUGGUGACUGGACACAAGAGCUUAAGAGGGUUUUCUCUGAAGCCUGUGAGCCUCCAUUAGCUGGGAAGAGUGGUCUAUUAAGGGCUGAUGAAACCACCAAGAAAAGUUUGCCCAAGCUUUUGAUAGAUGGACCAUAUGGUGCCCCGGCACAAGACUACAAGAAAUAUGAUGUCCUGCUGCUUGUUGGACUGGGGAUAGGGGCAACACCUUUCAUUAGUAUUUUGAAAGAUUUGCUCAACAAUAUUGUCAAAAUGGAGGAACAGGCAGAUUCUGCCUCAGAUUACAGUAGAAAUUCAGACAUAAGUUCAGGAAGUACAGAUUCUCCCAACAAACUUAAUCCAAAACGAAAAAAGACUCUAAAGACCACCAAUGCUUACUUCUAUUGGGUAACUAGGGAACAAGGCUCAUUUGAUUGGUUCAAAGGCGUGAUGAAUGAAGUUGCGGAUCUUGAUCAUAGGGGUGUCAUUGAGAUGCACAACUACUUGACUAGUGUGUAUGAAGAAGGCGAUGCGCGAUCAACUCUGAUCACCAUGGUACAAGCUCUCAACCAUGCUAAGAAUGGGGUUGACAUUGUGUCGGGCACUAGGGUUCGUACUCAUUUUGCAAGGCCUAACUGGAAGAAAGUUUUCUCAAAGUUUUUGUCCAAGCAUUAUGGUGCAAGGAUAGGGGUCUUUUAUUGUGGAGCACCAGUUUUGGCCAAAGAACUCAGCAAGCUUUGCUAUGAGUUCAAUCAGAAAGGUCCAACCAAAUUUGAAUUUCACAAGGAGCACUUUUGAAAGAUUCUUGGAAUGCAUAUACAAGUACAGUAUGCCUCAAGCCUCUCGAUUCAACUCCAUUACUUGCAGAGUAAUUUUUUUUUGUUGCAAUUAUCAUAGGUCAAUAAAAUGAAGAGGAAUUCUGUACAGUCUUGGGUAGAAAAAGAGAACAAAAGAAAAUGAUGUACACAGAGAUAUUAGUAUUUAGUCAUAUAUAUGUAAAUCAUAGCAAGCAAGCACAACCAGAAGAAAUGUUCUGGUUAGUGAGAUUCAUGAUUAAUUAGGAGUCUCAAUGAUGCAAUACUGUGCUGGUGGCCUAAGAUUGGAUCAUAGGUGAGGUGUAGCAAGUGACCUAAACUGUCAUUGUUGAAGAAGGUACCAGCUUAGAGUGUGGUACAGCUAGAAUGGAGAAGUUGACCCUAAAUUGGUAAAGGGUUUUGAAUGGGGUGAGUGGUAGACACCCAUAGGUGGGUAGAAGAAAACAGUUUGGAAAAGGAGAUAAACUGAGGAAGGUUCUGUGGACUCAUGAAAUGAGGUGAGGUGGGAGUGAGAUGGCUCUGUCUGUUUGAGGAAACUCUUUCUCUUUAUCUUUCUGAAGUGGGAUCAGAGAAUCCUUCUAGAAUGUUGAGUCUGGUGAUGCAGAAUUGCAGAUGACCACAUGGAAUGCAACUAUUUUAAUAGGCUACUUUACAAUAAUAGAGUUUUGGCUGUAAAUGAGGAUCAUACUUCUAUUUUAUUAUUUUCUCA
Argentina anserina (silverweed cinquefoil) is the source of this 3826-nucleotide messenger RNA. Its product is annotated as respiratory burst oxidase homolog protein A. The transcript has 14 exons. The record is from RefSeq and is a predicted model, not a curated record. NCBI's taxonomy places the organism in Eukaryota, Viridiplantae, Streptophyta, Magnoliopsida, Rosales, Rosaceae. Gene Ontology annotation, molecular function: NAD(P)H oxidase H2O2-forming activity; peroxidase activity; calcium ion binding. Gene Ontology annotation, cellular component: plasma membrane. The coding region runs from base 248 to 3100 and encodes 950 amino acids.